Molecule: messenger RNA, 156 nt
Organism: Caenorhabditis briggsae
Lineage: Eukaryota; Metazoa; Nematoda; Chromadorea; Rhabditida; Rhabditidae
Exons: 1
Coding region: 1-156 (51 amino acids)
Source: RefSeq, a predicted model, not a curated record
AUGAGAAGAAGCGACAAGGAGACUGAAUUUUCUACUGCGCGAGAGAAGAAGUCGUUUGGAAAAAUUUCCUUUUUAUGGACUUCAGCGAAAAAAAAAUGGAAAUUGAAUGGGAAAAGAAAAGGAAAACGGCCGUUGCAAAGGAAGAAAAAGGAGUAG